AUGGAAAAAGAUCAUGCUAAUCACUCUAAGCAGUUUGUUUUUAGUCUUGCUAAAUUUGAUGACUGGAAGAUAAGAAUGCAGGCACUCCUCUGCUCCAUACAUGACGAAAUGUGGGACGUCAUAACAACUGGACCAAUUACAGUUAUGAUGGAAAAUACACAAGCGGCAGUUCAAGGAGCUGGUGCUGAGCAAAUGAUACCGAAGCCAAAAGAUUCAUAUACCUCGGAAGAAAGGACAAGAGCAAACCUGGAUAACGUAGCAAGAAAUAUCCUCUACAACUCCCUUGAUGACUCCUUGUUCCCAAGUGUCCGAAAGUGCAAGAAUGCCAUGGAAAUAUGGAAUGUCUUGAUGGAACUAGGAGAAGGGGAUGAGCAGGAGAAAGACAACAAGCUGACUGUAGCCAUGAAGAAGUUUGAAGAUUUCAAGAUGCUUCCAAAUGAGACAAUCAUGGACAUGGAGCUGAGAUUCACCAGACUCAUGGUUGAUCUGACUGAUCUCGGGAAGGAAUUGACCGAGAAAGAAAGGAAUCUAAAAAUUCUUCGUGGCCUGCCAAAAUCUUGGGAAAUGAAGGUCAUUGCAAUGAGGGACAAUCGAGACAUGAAAACAACGAGCACGGCCAAGAUCUUUAGUGAUCUCAAAGCAUAUGAGUUCGAACAUGGACCGAAAGACGCCGAAGAAUCAGAAACGAGAAAUAUCGCUCUAAUGGCCAACCAAUCUGCAUCAACAUCCAACAGGAAGAACAACUUUCAAGACUCUCAUCGUUCGGGUCACCGAAAGCAACACGAAAAUUCUCCUCAAACCUCAAAGGCAGAAACCACAGACUCGCAACUGUUGUGCUACAAUUAUCGUAAACCAGGAUAUUUUAAGGCCAAUUGUCCUCAUCCAAUAGUGAGCAAGCAUCAAGAUAGCAACACUUCCAAAAGCCCAUCCAAGGAGACUGGAGAAAGAUACAAAAGAAAUGACAAGCCAGAAUCUUCAGGCUCCCGAAACGAGAGAAGAAGAGAGGCAAUGGUGGUGAACGAAACCUCUGCCACAGUUGAGAACGAAAAUAGCUCCUCAAGCUCGAGUUCAGACGAUGAAAGUUCUGAAGAAGAAAAAGGACUCCUAUGCCUUUUCAGUCAGGAAUCAGAAGAUCUAUGCCUUAUGGCUGAUGAAGAUGAGGUAAACUCUCAUUCAUCUUCUUGUUAUUCAGCUGAGUCAAGUUCUGUAGGGAGUCAAACCUCCAAUGAAUCAGUUACCGAAAUGAUGAGGAGGUUCAAAGUGACAAAUAACACCUACUCCAAACUUAAGGAGGAGAACUCUCGGCUCACAAUUAGCUACAAUGCGCUAAGGCAAGUUCGAAUUGAGAACAUUAAGCUAGCCAUUGCUAAGGAGCAACUUGAGAAAAAUGUUCUCACUCUGAAGGAGCAGUGCACAACAAGAGAAAGGAGAGAGCAAGAAUUGCUUGAAGUCUUGGACAAAUUUAAUAAUUCAUCCAAUCUAAUGGAUCGAAUGAUAAAUGACUCCAGACUGCCCGGGGAAAGAACGGGAAUUUGUUUUAACCCCAGCUCCCCUCACAAACCUGCUUGA
This is a messenger RNA of Ipomoea nil (Japanese morning glory), 1569 nucleotides long. RefSeq lists its product as uncharacterized. Lineage: Eukaryota; Viridiplantae; Streptophyta; Magnoliopsida; Solanales; Convolvulaceae. Bases 1 to 1569 code for a protein of 522 amino acids. The record is from RefSeq and is a predicted model, not a curated record. The transcript has 2 exons.